CUCUUCAAACAAAGCAUCCACCUUCCAUAAUUCCAUUGGUAGCAGGCCCUUCCAUAAGCCCCCUGCGCACUUCAAGACCAUCGAAAUCCCCCCCUCGUUCCCUCCGGUGGCAGACUCCAGUACAAAAAGAGAGGCAAAGGAUAAGCCCACCAUUAAAAAAAAACAAAAAAUAAUAGCUGGAGAUGGAGACCGAGGACUACUCUGCAGCGGAGAAGCAGAGUCCUCCUACAUCUCAUGGAUCCCCUCCUCGCGAAGUCGAGGAGUGACAAGAAGAGAAGGUUCAGCGAGAGCAGUAAAGUCCCUCGAAUCCAUUUCGAGUCCCAGCGAAGUGGAGCCCGGGAAGAAGCUGCAGCUGGCCAAGGGAACUCGGCCUCCAGCCUCGCCAGUUGCCAUAUGGUUCCAGAACAAGCGAGCCCGGUGGAAGUCGAGCAGCUCGAAGAGGAGUAUGAAGCCCUCAAAGCAAACUAUGACACCUUGCUCUCCAGCGUGAGUCCUCAAGAAAGAGAAGCAAAUUCUCGUGAAGCAGUCGCAAAAGCUCACUGAAUUGCUGAAGAAUCCAUCAGAAGAGAGCAAUGGCAAGCGCGAAGAGGAUGCGAGGCCCUGCUUGUUAGUGUAUUCAGGUGAUGAAGAGAAGAACCUAGGCUUUUUCAAUCGGGAAGAAGCAGAAUACUUAUACAUGGGAGAACCUGAGAGUAGCUACCUGACAUCAAUUGAGCAACCGUGCGAUUUGAACUGCAGUAGUUCUCCGGAGCAGCGCUGCACCACUCCUCCUGAGUGGUGGGAGUCUUGGCCCUUGACAGAAUAGAACCCUGUCGUCGCCGGAACAUGGGAACCAUAGUAGAGCUGAUGGAGUGAGCCUGCUGUUUGGAGUCAGAUUAGAGUUCCAGAUGCUCAUGUAAAAUAGCUUAUGAUUCAGGGAGUGCAUGAAAUUUCUGAUGCUAUGUCGUCAUCCCAAUGUAAUCAGAAUGAAUAAACUUAGAAUCGACAGAGAGUAAUGUGUCUACUGUUUCCCAAA
This is a messenger RNA of Phoenix dactylifera (date palm), 1015 nucleotides long. Its product is annotated as homeobox-leucine zipper protein ATHB-12-like. Gene Ontology annotation, molecular function: sequence-specific DNA binding; DNA-binding transcription factor activity, RNA polymerase II-specific. The record is from RefSeq and is a predicted model, not a curated record. Lineage: Eukaryota; Viridiplantae; Streptophyta; Magnoliopsida; Arecales; Arecaceae. Gene Ontology annotation, biological process: positive regulation of DNA-templated transcription. Gene Ontology annotation, cellular component: nucleus.